Molecule: messenger RNA, 592 nt
Organism: Nematolebias whitei (Rio pearlfish)
Lineage: Eukaryota; Metazoa; Chordata; Actinopteri; Cyprinodontiformes; Rivulidae
Gene: cbln4
Product: cerebellin 4 precursor
Exons: 3
Coding region: 1-585 (194 amino acids)
Molecular function (GO): protein binding
Source: RefSeq, a predicted model, not a curated record
AUGCUGCUGAAGUGUCUUGUGCUGAUGCUCGGCUGGACUGUGAUGUCCGAGCUCGUGCGAGCCCAGAACGACACGGAGCCUAUCGUCCUGGAGGGGAAAUGCCUCGUGGUGUGCGACUCAAACCCGGCCACGGACUGGAGGUCCUCAUCCUCUCCGCUCGGCAUCUCUGUGCGCGCGGCCAACUCCAAGGUGGCUUUCUCUGCGGUCCGGAGCAACAACCACGAGCCGUCAGAGAUGAGCAACAAAACGAGAAUAAUCUACUUUGAUCAGGUGCUUGUGAAUAUAGGAAACUACUUCACGUUUGAAUCGGUUUUUUUGUCCCCAAGAAAAGGAGUCUACAGUUUUAACUUUCAUGUAAUCAAAGUGUACCAGAGCCAAACCAUACAGGUGAACUUGAUGUUAAAUGGGAAGCCAGUCAUCUCUGCUUUUGCAGGCGACAAAGACGUAACUCGUGAAGCUGCUACCAACGGAGUUCUACUUUAUCUCGAAAAAGAGGACAAAGUUUACCUCAAGCUGGAAAAAGGAAACCUAGUCGGUGGAUGGCAAUACUCAACGUUCUCUGGCUUCCUUGUUUUCCCCCUGUAAAAAGAUU